Messenger RNA from Paramuricea clavata, 1098 nucleotides. NCBI's taxonomy places the organism in Eukaryota, Metazoa, Cnidaria, Anthozoa, Malacalcyonacea, Plexauridae. The record is from the annotation of a GenBank genome assembly.
AUGUCAACAGCUGCACAUCAAACUCAAUCAUCAAAUAUAAAUCGAUAUCCUGAACUAAAACUAUCGUGGUCUGGUGAUUAUGAAUCGCUGAAAUUGUUUGUUGAUAACGAACUAAAUUUCGAAGGAACUUGGUCAUCGAUCGGUGGGGAGAAAAAGUUGUUUAAAAGCAAAAACGUUGAUAUCCAUUGGUGGGCUAAAAAGAAGUUUCUUAGGAUAGAGGGAAAACAGGCAAGUGAAGUUAAACGUUCAAUUCUGAUGUUGAUUUUGCAUGACAUUGGUUCUGACGACCAUAAUAUUCGCUCGUCUCAUAACAUGUGUAAAUGCCCUGAAGUCAGUUCUGAUAUCGAAGGCGUUAAAUUGGAUGUCAUUAUCUUGGAAUCAACAGUGAAACAACAGGCAAAUACGCUUGUUAGUUUGCAGGAAACCUUGGCGAAAUUAGAAGCAUCAACAACCGAUGCAAAAUCUAUACCGUUGGAUCAACUAAGUAAAUCUCCCAAUAAUACAUCGGCUGAAUGUGUUGUACAAUGUACGAAUUAUAAUAGCCCUAUUGCGUCUGUGAUUACACCUACUUGCUUGUAUUUCUCGGACGAAUCUGAGCAGAAUAAUACGGACAAUAUAAUCGAAAAGCAGAAUAGUACGGACAGUAUAGUCGAAACCUUAGUAGGAAAGUAUUUGCCUAGUCAUUCCAAGUCAAAUGUUAAGAGUUGUUUAAAUAAUACACCAAUUUUAAAGAACCCAUGUCAUGAUCUGCACCACAAUCCACAAGGCAUUCAGGAUCAAUUAAAUACUAGCCAAAGAAUUGAGAAGGAAUGUGUGGAGAUUUGUCAAUCUAAUACUAACAAAAGAUAUUUACACUACCAUGGCCAACAUAAUGAAUGUAGUCCCCAUUGUCUAGAUCUCACAGUAAUUAAUCCCAGUAAUAGUGGAAUUAUUACAGAUGAUACAACUCCUAUGAAUAAUUAUCAAUCUAUUCCAACCCGCAUCACCCAGCGAAAACCAUCUAGGAAACAUAAUAAACGUAACAAAAAUGCGGGAAAGGAUUUUCGUGCACGUACAAUGUUGAGAGACAAAAUGAACUUUUACAAAUAUUAUUAUUAG